Molecule: messenger RNA, 1806 nt
Organism: Alternaria burnsii
Lineage: Eukaryota; Fungi; Ascomycota; Dothideomycetes; Pleosporales; Pleosporaceae
Exons: 3
Coding region: 1-1806 (601 amino acids)
Source: RefSeq, a predicted model, not a curated record
AUGCUUAGCUCUACGGUCUUACUUCUGACUGCAUCAUUGGCUCUGCCAAUUGAUGCCCAACGGGUAUCACGGCUAACAGUGGACUCUACUCCCACGUUGACCCUUCCAUGGGGAACAUGGGAAGGAAAGCCGUACGGCGAAGAUGGCGAGACCACUAUUUUCAAGAACGUCCGUUUCGGCCAACCUCCUACCGGCAAAUUGCGUUUUGCAGCACCAGAGUACCCUGAAGCAAUCAAAGAUCCCAAACAAGUUCAAGACAGUGCCUAUGGGCCGAGCUGUAUCCAGGCCAAGGUACCCAAAGAGAACGUGACCGUAGAACCUACAGACGACAGCAGCACUCAAUCCGAGGACUGCCUGUUCCUCGAUGUCUAUGUUCCUUCUUGGGCUCUGGAGCCAGAUUCAGGCAUCGACGAGGAUCCGCUCCCCGUUGUCGUAUGGAUCUAUGGAGGAGCAUAUAUCUUCGGCUCGAAGGAUCUCGCUUUUAACACGACGGAUGGUCUUUUCCAAGCUUACGAUGGCCAAGGCAUCCGUGAUGCGACUCAGCAGAGCGUCAUCUGGGUGACCGGAAACUACAGGAUGGGAGCGUUUGGCUUCUUGGCCGGCUCUACUAUGGAAGAAAAAGCACAGCCCAACGCGGGAUUACACGACCAACGCCUUCUCUUAGACUGGGUUCAACGAUACAUUGGUCAGGUGGGUGGAGAUAACAACACUGUGAGCGCAUGGGGCCUGUCUGCGGGCGCAGGAUCCAUCCUCCACCACCUCACCGCGUAUGGCGGGAGUAAGAAAGAGGAAACACCGCUGUUUCACCGGGCUGUUAUGUGGAGUCCUGCGUUCCAGUGGGGCUAUGAUCGUGCUGGAGCGUUGGAAGAUACCUUCCACAAGUUUGCGGACAAGGUGAAGUGUUCUGCAAAGGCGCUUGACUGUCUCCGGGAGGCCAGCACGGAUGCCUUGACUAUAGCCAACCAAAACGUCACUAACGAGGCUUUGGCACUGGGCAUGUUUCCAUUUGGUCCGGCCGUGGACGGAGACCUUGUGCCAGAGCUUCCGGCUGCUCUGUUGAGCAAGGGAAACCACAACAACUGCAGCUCGAUCAUUGUGUCUCACGACCACGACGAAGUCAGCCUAUUCCUUGCGAAAUGGGUUGAUACAAAAGAAGAAUUCAGCCAGUUUCUGAGUUAUGCCUUUCCCGGCGCCGCGCUGGCCAAUAUUCGGGAUCGAAUCGAGAAGCAAUAUCCCGCCAAACUCUUCGACUCGAAGCAGAAAAUGCGCAUGAGAAAGGUGUUGCGCGACUCAACGUUUGUCUGCAACACGCGCCAGAUCUACAACGCUUUCCACAAUGAUUCCACUGUAUACACGGCGAAAUUCGAAUUACCCCCUGCACAGCACGGCUUCGAUAUGUUCGCUCUCAUUUGGCACAGCGGCGUCGCUGUAAGCGAGUUACUCAAGAACGCAUCAGAAAAGAUUCCCGACUUCAUUCUCGACAUGUUUGAUACUAUUUGGCCCGCGUUUGCACCAAGGUUCCAAACUUACUUCGCGGGACAUGCACUCGUUGGCGAUCCCAACUACUUAAGCAGCCGCCGCGGACCACAGUGGGAGCCCGCAGUCGACGACGGCAACGAGCUGACGAAUUCGUUGAAGAUGGUAAUGUAUUAUAAUCCUGCUAAUCCUUUUUUCAAAGUGGGAGGAGACGCGCAGAACUCAAUGGAUAAUUGCGCUUUCUGGGAUGAGAUUGCGAAGGAUAUCUCCGCGCUUGAGAAGGAGUCUGUACCGCGGGUCAGCUUCAGAGAACAGCUUGAGCUACGUUGA